AUGGCGGCACCGAAGAAGAUGGGCUUGUCCCUCUACGCAGACCUGCUCGACACGAACAAGGAGAAAGCAGCAAGCUCGACCAUCUCCAGCGCUCCUUUCAAGUACAAUGUCGCCAAGGACGAUGAGGAAGGAGAAGCGGCGGCAGCUGCAAAGAAGAAAGAUGCCUCGCUGCAGUUCCAGCCAGUGCGUCGGCCACAGACACAACCCAAGAUCAGUCGUCCAGCGCAAAAGAAGGCGCCAUCCUCGCAUACACUCAGCUCCAGCACCACCACUGCUAGUCUUGGACCAACUUCGACCAGCUCGCCAGACAAACAGACCCCACCCGUGACCAGCACACCUACCCAACAGCCCAAUCUCCCGCGCAGCAACUUCGAGGAUUGGGUCGGCGGCGAUGACGAUGACGAAUAUUAUGUCGACAAUCGACCGAAGCGCGAACGGGGCGGCAAGAACAAGAAGAAGAAAAAGGGUGGCGUGCAGCAGGAAACCCGAACGUGGAGCUGGGAUGAUAUAUACGACCCCACCCUGCCCAACAACUACGCCGAUUACAAGGGGAGCGAUGAGCAGGUGAUGGAGAUUCGUGACUGGAAGGCAAGAUUGUAUUAUCAUCGGUUGAAGGAGGCGAAGAAGGAGAGUACUGCUAGGAGCGAGGAGGUCGAGUCGAGGCCAGCCGCGAACAGUAGGUUGAUGCCCAUAGACUCCGUGAUCAUAGCUGACUCGAGCUUGCCAGACAUGUUCGCACCACCUACUAAACUCAGCUUUGCUCCGCCGAGCUUCGACAAUGCGCCAAUUAGGCCAGCCGUCGAGGACGACGACGAUGACUACUACCCUCUAGCUAUUCCAAGUCAGCCAUCUGGCAAGAGCGACAGCUACGAACCACUUGCCAGCAUGUCGUUGCCGAAUGACCCAACUGGCGAGGACGCAUAUGCUCGCCGCAUGCAGAUGGGUGGUGGCGUCCAGGCUCCAUCGAAUCCGCCUCCACAGGCUGCCCCUGCCAUCAUCACGCCAGAAGUGCAACUAUCGCCUGCGAACGAUAAGGCCGCCAUCGAUAUUGCUGCGAAGAAGGCCGAAGCUGCGGCCAAAAUUGCCGCGUUCAAGGCCAAAGUAGAGGCUCACAAGGCAGCCAAAGCUGCUGCUACCUCAGCAGCAAUAGUGCCGCCAGGACCUGCAGUUACGGCAGAUACCGCGGCACCCCCGCCACCACCUCCAGGUGAGCCCGAAGAGCCCGGGAACACAAUCUCCCGAGCACCAGUGCGCUACCAGCUCCCAUCGCCAGACUUAGUGAAUGCAGACGACGCCACCAUGGUCGACGAUGCCGAAGCGGAAGACGCUCCGCGCUCAUUGCGGCCAGGCCAAAAAGGUUUUGCCGAGCGUCUACUAAAGAAAUAUGGCUGGGAAAAAGGCCAAGGUCUGGGCGCCGAAGGCAACGAAGGCAUCACUACAGCCCUCGUGGCGAAAGCCGAAAAGCGCAAGAAGCUCGCUGAUGUGCAGGGAGGAGGCUGGGCGGCCCCGGCAAAUAUGGGAAAGCUUGUUGGUGGGAAGCGUCGGAAAGUGGCUGUUGGCGAUGGUGGUGACGGGGCGGCGGAAGUGAAUGAGGGCGAGCCUUAUGGGCCGUUGUCUGCUGUUAUCAAGCUGAGCAAUAUGCUUACCGGGCUUGAUAUUGACGAGGAGAUCCAGGAUAAGGAUCUUUAUGGGGAGAUUGGACGGGAGAUGGAGGGGCAGUAUGGAAAGGUUGAAAGGGUGUUUAUCUGGAGGAGGGAAAGUGGUGGCGAGGACGAUGUUUUUGUCAAGUUUGUUAGCCAGUUGAGUGCGCUUAGGGCGGUCGGGGCGUGUGAUGGGACGGAGUUUGCUGGCAAUAUUAUGGGUGCGAAUUUCUGGGAGGAGGGGGCUUUUGAGGCGGGGAGAUAUGCUUAG
Molecule: messenger RNA, 1911 nt
Organism: Recurvomyces mirabilis
Lineage: Eukaryota; Fungi; Ascomycota; Dothideomycetes; Mycosphaerellales; Teratosphaeriaceae
Exons: 2
Coding region: 1-1911 (636 amino acids)
Biological process (GO): mRNA cis splicing, via spliceosome
Cellular component (GO): precatalytic spliceosome
Molecular function (GO): nucleic acid binding
Source: RefSeq, a predicted model, not a curated record